UUCUGUAGCUUGCCACUCUUGUCUCUCUUACUUUCUCUCUCUAAAAGUUGAGAUUCUCUUCUCUCUCUUCUCUCCUUUUUGUCCUUCAAAAAGAAGAACAUUGGUGAAAAAAAAAGAGAUCUUUCAGAGCUCGCACGAGGGUCUUCUUCCAUGGUUUCUGCCACAAAAUAAUCCCAAACAUCAUAAUCAUCAGGAGAUCUCAGACCAUAUAGAAAAUUUUCGGUUAUAUUUUUGGGCAAAGGUUAGAGAUUGAUUUGAGUGGAAAGUAUAGAGGGCAGGGUUGUGCUUAGUUGAACUGUUUUGGGAUUAAAAGAUUCACAGUCUGGCCUCUUCUUCGAGUAGGUGUUCAAUGGGAAUGUUCGAAGAAAUGGGGUACUCUGGUAAUUUUGAAUUUGUUUCAGCUCCUCCACGGGAAGCAGAUGAGGCUUUAGAGCAUGAAACAGAACCAACGGGAGAGGAGGAUUAUAGUGAUGAAGAGAUGGAUGUUGAUGAGCUUGAGAGAAGGAUGUGGAGAGACCGAAUGCUUUUGAGGCGCCUCAAAGAGCAAAAUAAGGGGAAGCAAGGAGUUGACAAUGCAAAGCAGCGUCAGUCGCAAGAGCAGGCAAGGAGGAAGAAAAUGUCAAGAGCACAAGAUGGAAUUUUGAAGUACAUGCUGAAAAUGAUGGAAGUUUGUAAAGCUCAAGGUUUUGUGUAUGGAAUUAUUCCUGAGAAGGGAAAACCAGUUAGCGGUGCUUCGGAUAAUCUCCGUGCUUGGUGGAAGGAAAAAGUGCGGUUUGAUCGCAAUGGCCCAGCUGCAAUUUCUAAGUACCAGGCAGAUCACUCGAUCCCUGGUCAGAACGAGGACUGCAGCGCUGUUGCAUCCACUCCUCACACCUUGCAGGAGCUCCAAGACACUACUCUUGGCUCACUUCUGUCAGCAUUGAUGCAGCACUGUGAUCCCCCGCAGAGGCGUUUCCCACUGGAAAAAGGCAUUGCCCCUCCUUGGUGGCCUGAUGGUAAUGAAGAUUGGUGGCCUCAGUUGGGUCUACCUAAGGACCAGGGCUCUCCUCCAUACAAGAAACCUCAUGAUUUGAAGAAGGCUUGGAAGGUGGGUGUCCUCACAGCUGUGAUCAAGCAUAUGUCUCCUGACAUUGCAAAGAUUCGCAAGCUUGUUCGUCAAUCUAAAUGCUUGCAGGACAAAAUGACUGCUAAGGAGAGUGCUACUUGGCUGGCCAUUAUAAACCAGGAAGAAUCUGUAGCUCGUACAAUGUAUCCUGAUAGAUGCCCACCUAUGUCAGGUGGUGGCAAUGGAUCUUUUGUGAUGAGUGAUACCAGUGAUUAUGACGUUGAAGGGGUGAGUUUUGAAGCUAAUGUUGAUGUAGAGGAAUGCAAGCCCCGCGAUGUCAGUUUCUUCAAUAUGGGUGCUGCUGCAGGGAGAGAUGGGCUUCUGAUGCAACCGCCAGUGAUUCCUAAGAUCAAGGGAGAACUGAUCGAAAUGAACUCGGGUUUUGUUCAAAAGAGGAAGCCGCUGGCUGAAGAGUCGCAGUCGCAGUCACAGAUGAUGCUGGAUCAUAAAAUCUAUACCUGUGAAAACCUGCAAUGUCAAUAUCAUGAUUACCGACUCGGUUUCCUAGAUAGGACAUCAAGAAACAAUCACCAAAUGAAUUGCCCCUACCGUUGUAAUAAUUCUUCACAAGCUUUUGGGAUGUCAAGCUUUCAGAUUAGCAAUGACAAACCAGCAGUGUUCUCCAUGCCUCAUUCCCAAACUAAGCCUCCACCUCCUGCUGCACCAAUGAACCAGUCGACUCAAUUAAAUGUUUCAGGGCUUGGUCUUCCUGAAGAUGGGCAGAAGAUGAUUUCAGAUCUCAUGUCAUUCUAUGACACAAAUAUUUCGCCACCGCAGAGCAAAAACUUGAACAUUGGAAAUUUUAGUGCUACAGACAGCCAUGCCCCUUCCCAGCAAAACUACCAGUUCCAUAUGGAGGAUAACUUUUAUAGUCAGGGUGUUAUGGGAAGCAACACAUCUGAGCAUGCCAAUAUGUCAUCUUCGUCCCAUGUAGCUUUUCCAAUGUCAGAAGCUCAGUUUGAUAACCAGUGCAAGGCAUUUGAUUCUUCAUUUGACAACCAUCCAACUGACAACAUUGUGGACUUGAGAUUCAGCUCUCCUUUUAACUUGCCACCAGUCGAGUAUACUGUGGAUCCACUGCCAAAGCAAGACUCGCUCUGGUUCCUCUGAAUGCAGAGCUUGAUCUUAGCUUUUCUUGACUUGCCUUAAUAAGCAACUGCUGUAAAUUUCGUAGGGGAAGUUCAUCUUUUCUUAGCCAUCGCCGUCGUUUGGAACUUUCUCAGUUUAUUAGUUUAGUUCCUUGUUCAACCUCUUAGAUAAUAUUAAAUCCUAAACUGAGUUGCUUUACUGUAACUUCACCUUCUAAGAGUGAUAGAUUAUGUAGUCUCUUUUCCAGAAGUACUCAAGUGGGGCUAAUAAGGGACUGGAAAAAACCGUCCAACAUUGGCCGCUGUUGAUUUAAUGUAAGGUCAUUUUCCUUUUACAUAAGCUUAACUUUGGCCUGUUAUAAAUUAUUUAGUGAUACAUGUCUAUUAUUCAUGUAAUGGUUCUAGAUUUUAUCUAUGCUAAAAAACAACCUAGUUCAUGUAAAUAUUAUAAAUCUUCAUUCUGGUCUUAA
Messenger RNA from Humulus lupulus (European hop), 2663 nucleotides. RefSeq names its product ETHYLENE INSENSITIVE 3-like 1 protein. Bases 350 to 2215 code for a protein of 621 amino acids. Gene Ontology annotation, cellular component: nucleus. The record is from RefSeq and is a predicted model, not a curated record. Gene Ontology annotation, molecular function: DNA binding; DNA-binding transcription factor activity. The transcript has 2 exons. Lineage: Eukaryota; Viridiplantae; Streptophyta; Magnoliopsida; Rosales; Cannabaceae.